Messenger RNA from Triticum urartu, 2372 nucleotides. Its product is annotated as hydroxyproline O-galactosyltransferase GALT5. Gene Ontology annotation, molecular function: hydroxyproline O-galactosyltransferase activity; carbohydrate binding. Gene Ontology annotation, cellular component: Golgi membrane. The record is from RefSeq and is a predicted model, not a curated record. Lineage: Eukaryota; Viridiplantae; Streptophyta; Magnoliopsida; Poales; Poaceae.
GCAUGCUUAGCCCUCCAAGCAAAAGCAACAAUUUUUGAGUGCAUGUACACACACAAGGCAAGCGAUCGCCGGAGCAGCGGCAAUUAACGGCGCCAUUAACAAUCUCCAAAGAAACGCCGCACGCCACGCCGUAUCAUCGGCGGGCAAGCCGGGGAAGGAAAUGGGUAUCUCAUAAUAAUCUCCUGCCGUCUUAAACCCCGGGGAAAGUUCCAACCUUUCCCUCCUCGGAGCAAGCUCCAAACGUAACCGACGAAGAAGCCGCACCACGCGACGCGGGCAGCCGGCCGGCCAGCAGCGUCCCACCGGAGACGAGACAUGCGCCGGCCGCGCCGCCCCGCCGCCGGGCUCCGGCCCCUGCUGCUGCUGCUUCCCGUCGCCGCGCUCCUCUACGCCGCCGCCCUCUCCCUCCGCUACCCCGGCCGCCCCCUCGGCCCCACCACCGUCUCCGUCGCCCUCACCGCCGCCGAGGCCACCCACGCCGAGAGGACGCGGCAACGGCUCCCCUCCCCGCUCCUCCGCCUGGACGUCUCCCGGAUCGACGUCCGCGCGCUCGACGCCGCCGCGCCGCUCCACGCGGCGGCCGCCCGGGCGUUCCGCGAGGGCGCGCGCCUCCUCCGCGACGCCCUCUCCGCCCCCGCCUCGUCCUCCGCGGCGACGCCCUCCCCGUCCCCCGCGCCGCCGCGGUGCCCGCCCUCCGUCGCGCGGGCCGGCGACGCGCCCCGCGCCCUCGCCCUCGCCCUGCCGUGCGGGCUGGCGCUGGGCUCCCACGUCACGGUGGUGGGCAGGCCGCGGCGGGUGCCCGGAGGCGGCCUGGCGCAGUUCGCGGUGGAGCUGCGGGGCGCGGGGGACGGGGACGCCGCCACCACCAUCCUCCACCUCAACCCGCGCCUCCGGGGCGACUGGAGCGGCCGCCCCGUCGUCGAGCUCAACACCCGCUUCCGCGGCCAGUGGGGCCCCGCGCUCCGCUGCGAGGGCUGGCGCCGCUCCGACGAGGACACCGUUGAUGGAUUGGUAACAUGUGAGCAAUGGACCUGGAACACUGGUGGCACACUUGAGGAGUUGAAGAGUAUGUUGCUGCGUAACCGUGUUGCUGGACAGAGCAGCAGUGGUUUCAUAGAUUGGCCUUAUCCUUUUGUGGAGGGUGAAUUGUUUGCUCUAACAAUAAGCUCCGGUUUGGAAGGUUACCAUGUUCAAGUUGAUGGGAGGCAUGUCGCGUCUUUUCCUUAUCGCAUUGGCUUUGAUCUCGAGGAUGUCGCUACGGUGCAAGCAAAUGGUGAUAUCGAGGUUGAAUCAAUGUUUGCUGGUACAUUACCCGCGGUCCAUCCUAACAUUAUGGAAAGAAAUCUGGAGUUGCUGGCCGAACUGAAAGCCCCUCCUCCUGAAGAACCUGUGGAGCUGUUCAUAGGCAUUCUUUCAGCAGGAAGCCACUUCACCGAGCGCAUGGCUGUGAGGAGAUCAUGGAUGUCUGCAGUACGAAAUUCAUCCAGUACUAUGGCUCGGUUUUUUGUCGCCUUGAAUGGAAGAAGGGAAGUUAAUGAAGAUUUGAAGAAAGAAGCGGAUUUCUUCGGGGACAUUAUCAUUGUGCCCUUUGUGGAUAGCUACGACCUGGUUGUUCUUAAGACUGUUGCCAUCUGCGAGUAUGCGGCUCGUGUUGUUUCUGCGAAGUACGUCAUGAAGUGCGAUGAUGAUACAUUCCUUAGACUUGAUUCAGUUAUGGCUGAAAUAAAAAAAGUCCCAGAUGGUAAAAGCUUCUAUAUGGGGAACAUGAACUACUACCACAGACCACUCCGAGAAGGAAAAUGGGCCGUCUCAUAUGAGGAGUGGCCCAGGGACACGUACCCGACUUACGCGGACGGCGCUGGCUACAUUGUUUCUUCCGACAUCGCGGGCUUCGUCGCGUCGGAGAUGGAGAAGGGGCGGCUGAAUCUGUUCAAGAUGGAGGACGUGAGCGUGGGCAUGUGGGUGGGGCAGCUCGACGCCGGCGGCGUGGAGUACGUCCACGGCGCGCGGUUCUGCCAGGCGGGCUGCGCCGACGACUACCUCACGGCGCACUACCAGUCGCCGGGGCAGAUGCUGUGCCUCUGGGAGAACCUACGGCAAGGCAGGCCGCAGUGCUGCAACGCCAGAUGACACGACACACAGCUCUCACUACCGUGGGAGGGACGAUCCAAGCUCAUUUUUCAGGGGAGGUUGGGUAUGAUGAGCUGAGCAGCAGCCCUAGCAGUGGAACCUGACAAGUUUAAGUUAAUUACACUCACUUGCACCACCUCACCUCACAUGUAAUGCACAUAACCAGCCAGGUAGUGGUACAAACAUUAGUUACCCAUAUAUACUUACCAAAUCAUUAUAGUUAUACAUGUUAUUAUAAACUA